Abrus precatorius (Indian licorice) is the source of this 1562-nucleotide messenger RNA. RefSeq names its product licodione synthase-like. The record is from RefSeq and is a predicted model, not a curated record. Gene Ontology annotation, molecular function: monooxygenase activity; heme binding; oxidoreductase activity, acting on paired donors, with incorporation or reduction of molecular oxygen. The transcript is spliced from 2 exons. NCBI's taxonomy places the organism in Eukaryota, Viridiplantae, Streptophyta, Magnoliopsida, Fabales, Fabaceae. Bases 1 to 1554 code for a protein of 517 amino acids.
AUGGAUCUUCAAUUUUGCCUGAUCUCUUUUUUGCUUGCGUCACUUUUACUUUACUUCCUUUCCAGCCGCAACAGCCGCCAACUACCACCCUCUCCACGGUUGCGGCUUCCAAUUAUUGGGCACAUGCACCUCUUGGGACCCCUCCUCCACCAGUCCUUCCACCGUCUCUCCCUCAGUUACGGACCCUUGUUCUCUCUUCACCUUGGUUCCGUUCCCUGCGUUUUCGUUUCCUCCCCUCACUUCGCAAAGCAAUUCCUUCAAAACAACGAGCUUGCAUUUAGCUGUCGCAUUGUAAACAACGCCGUAAAAUGUUUCAAUUACGAGUGUUCUCUUGCUUUUGCACCCUAUGGUGACUACUGGCGCUUCAUGAAGAAGCUGUGCAUGAACGAGUUAUUGAGCUCUCGUAGCGUCAACAACUUCCAACACUUGCGUGCACAAGAGACUCGCAGACUUAUAAGGUUAUUGACCCAGAAAGCUAAGGCUUGUGAAGCCGUGAAUGUGACGGAGGAGUUGCUUAAGUUGACAAAUAGCAUUAUUUCUAGGAUGAUGUUGGGGGAGGUAGAGGAAGUAUGCGAUGUGGUGCGUGAUGUCACCCAGAUCUUCGGGGAGUUUAAUAUUUCGGAUUUCAUUUGGUUGUUUAAGAAUUUUGACAUCCAGGGGUUUGGGAAACGGACAGAGGAAUUGUAUCAGAAGUAUGAUACGUUGGUGGAAAGGGUUAUUAGCAAACGCGAGGAGAUGAGGAAAAACAAAGCGGUGGAGAAUGGAGGGAGUGGGAGGGAUGAGGCUGAGUUCAGAGACUUUCUUGAUAUUUUGCUUGAUUGUGCCCAGGAUCAGAGCGCCGAGGUGAAAAUUAACAGGAGUCACAUCAAGGCCUUAGUCAUGGAUUUCUUCGCUGCAGGGACGGAUACCACGUCCAUUUCAACAGAAUGGGCAUUAGUGGAACUCAUCAAGAACCCUUCGUCCCUAAAACAAGCUCGAGAAGAGAUCGACAACGUCGUGGGAAAGAAUAGACUUGUUGAAGAAUCCGAUUGUGCAAAUCUACCUUACCUCCAAGCCAUUGUUAAGGAAGCAUAUCGUAUACACCCACCAGUGCCUUUGGUUGUUAGAAGAUGUGUGACAGAAUGUAAGAUUGAAAAUUAUGUCAUUCCAAAAGACGCACUAGUCUUUGUGAAUGUUUGGGCCAUUGGAAGAGACCCAAAUAAUUGGGACAAUCCAUUGGAGUUUCGUCCUGAAAGAUUCUUAAAUCUUGGCGAAGGGGAUUCCACUCCCAUGGAUGUAAGGGGUCAGCAUUUUCAACUUUUGCCAUUUGGGUCUGGCAGGAGGAUGUGCCCUGGAGUAAAUCUAGCCAUGCAGCUAGUGCCAGCACUGCUUGGGGCUAUUAUCCAGUGCUUUGAUUUUCAGGUGAUGGAUUCCAAAGGUGUGGUUCUGAAGGGUGAUAAUAUGGUGAUUGAUGUGGAUGAGAGGCCAGGUUUGACGGCUCCAAGGGCUCAUGACUUGGAGGGUGUUCCUGUUGAAAGGUUCGGCUGCAAACCACUUGAAAUGCUUGGAAGCUAAUUCAUCUU